Messenger RNA from Oryza brachyantha (malo sina), 1230 nucleotides. Its product is annotated as V-type proton ATPase subunit D-like. The transcript has a single exon. Gene Ontology annotation, cellular component: vacuolar membrane; proton-transporting V-type ATPase complex. NCBI's taxonomy places the organism in Eukaryota, Viridiplantae, Streptophyta, Magnoliopsida, Poales, Poaceae. The record is from RefSeq and is a predicted model, not a curated record. The coding region runs from base 253 to 1164 and encodes 303 amino acids. Gene Ontology annotation, molecular function: proton-transporting ATPase activity, rotational mechanism.
UAUUUUUUAGGACGGAGGGGUAAUUAACUGUAAUAUAACGUGUACCAGCUAGCUCAAUCCAUCCAUUAUGUUAAAGAAGAAAAAAAGUUUGGCACGAAUAUUGCUGCUUAAUCUUGAACAAAAAAAUGUGUCCUUCCAAAAAGUUCCAAACUUGCACGGUUGAUGAACACCUGUACGUAAUCCCAUCAUCGGCAAAAAAACGAUCGCUUUCAGCUCCUCCUGAAUCAUCGCGACGCGAGCUGACGUGCUGCCAUGGCCAUGAACACGUCGCCGGCCGCUAGCAUCAUAUUUGAUAAGCCAGCUUCAAAGUGGCUGUGUCGUCAUCUCCGGCGAUCGAGCGUGGUGCGCGGCGGCAUGGCGGGGCAGGGGCAGCGGCUGAGCGUGGUGCCGACGGUGACGACGCUGGGGAUGGUGAAGGCGAGGCUCGCCGGCGCCACCCGCGGCCACGCGCUGCUCAAGAAGAAGUCGGACGCGCUCACCGUCAAGUUCCGCGCCAUCCUCAAGCGCAUCGUCGCCGCCAAGGAGGCCAUGGGCGACGCCAUGCGCGCCGCCUCGCUCUCCCUCGCCGAGACGCUCUACGUCGCCGGGGCCCCGCUCCGCCACGUCGUCCAGCAGUCCGUCGGCCCCGCCCGCCUCCGCCUCCGCGCCCACCAGGACAACAUCGCCGGCGUCCGCCUCCCCUGCUUCGAGCUCUACCUCGCCACCUCCGCCUCCGGCGCGUCCUCGUCCGCGGCGACGUCGCUCUCGCUCGCCGGGCUGGCCGGCGGCGGGCAGCAGGUGGCGGCGUGCCGGGCGGCGCACGGGCGCGCCGUGGAGGUGCUGGUGGAGUUGGCGUCGCUGCAGACGUCGUUCCUGACGCUGGACGCGGCGAUCAAGGCGACGAACCGGCGGGUGAACGCGCUGGAGAACGUGGUGAAGCCGCGGCUGGAGAACACCAUCGCGUACAUCCGCGGCGAGCUCGACGAGCAGGAGAGGGAGGAGUUCUUCCGCCUCAAGAAGAUCCAGGGAUACAAGCAGCGCGAGCUGGAGCGCCAGAUGGAGUCGGCCAAGCGCUACGCCGAGGAGAAGGUCGCCGGCGAGGUCGCGCUCAAGCGCGGCGUCUCCGUCGCCACCGCCGAGAGCAUGCUGGAGAACGGCGAGAGGGACGAUGACGUCAUCUUCUGACCAUCCUGCCAGCGUUAGUUUUUCCCGCCGCUGACCUUUUGAUUUAUGUUUGACCUGAUCUUAUUU